Molecule: messenger RNA, 1761 nt
Organism: Necator americanus (New World hookworm)
Lineage: Eukaryota; Metazoa; Nematoda; Chromadorea; Rhabditida; Ancylostomatidae
Exons: 2
Coding region: 1-1761 (586 amino acids)
Biological process (GO): DNA integration
Molecular function (GO): nucleic acid binding
Source: RefSeq, a predicted model, not a curated record
AUGGCCAUUGCGAGUAAGGUACUGAUAAAACAGCAUCAACUCUCAUGUCUCAAUCCGCAAAUUAUGAAGUCGCUUCAUCACCUCAAUCUUCGCGAAGAUAAUGAUGGUAUUCUGCGCUGCUAUGGACGAAUGAGAUAUAGUGCCUUGCAACCUUCAGUGAUAUGCCCGAUGUUCGUCCUACAGAAGUCCUGGUUAUCCCAGCUGAUCAUUGAGGACUGCCAUACCAAGGGACAUCCAAGUACGAGUCACACCAUGGCCAAUAUACGACAGUAUUAUUGGAUUCCAAAACUACGAUCACAAGUAACGAGUGUGAUUCGUCGUUGUGUAGCAUGUCAGAAAUUCAACAAACUUCCUUUCAAGUAUGGACGUGAUCGCUGUACUCGACGCGAAGGCAGGUCCGGAACAACUGGACCUGCCUUCGCGUCGAGUACAGCGAUCACUUCCAUUUGCUCAUGUAGGUCUCGAUUAUUUUGGACCAUUCAACAUCAGCCUUACAACCUUACAAAGCCUUACCUCAACAUCAGCCUUCGAAUACAACAGGAAAAUGUUAUGGCUGCAUCAUUACCUGCAUGGUCACAAGACUUAUUCACUUGGACAUCGAUACGGAUCUUUCUACGACAGCACGUUUUACGUCGAUUCUUUGCACGAGGAGGUGUACCGGUAUCCAUAACCAGCGACAACUCUCCAACAUUUACGCUAGGUGAAACUGUAUUGGAAGACUGCAGAAGAAAAAUACGCAGUGAUCCAACGAUUUCAAGAAUGAUCAGCGAAAGAGAAAUCGAGUGGAGGUACAUUAACCCCUAUGCUCCAUGGCAGGGAGGAGUGUACGAACGUCUCAUAAGAUCCGUAAAGUUAGCACUUUAUAAGACGCUUGGAAAGAAAACACCUUCCUAUGAAGAACUAUCUACUGCAGUGAUCGAAAUAGAAGCAGUGCUGAAUACGAGACCGCUUCUCUACGUGGACUCUGGACCAAAUGCGGAACAAAUACUACGUCCAAUGGAUUUCUUGCAGAACGAGUUCGAAAUUCCGUUUCCACUAAACUCAGCAGAAGGAGACGGUGAAGAUUCCACGUACCUUCCAGCUGAUGAACGCGUCGCUUUUCAAUCAAAAAUACACGUUAUCCGUGCAUUGAAAACUUCGUGUGAAAUACCAGAGAAGUUGUGGAAUAUUUGGCAGACCCAGUAUCUAACAUCUCUGCGUGAAAAACACCAACGUGAGGUCGGAAAACAGCGAGGAAGCAGCUACCAUCCCGAAAAAGGAAAGCUGGAAACUACGGACGGCACAGUUAGAGAGGCAGUAGUUAUACUGCCCUCCCAUCGCAAGAUACGACGACCUAUAAAUCUACUCGUUCCCCCGGAACUUGAAGACGAUCAUACAGAAGAACACAAGGAAGAUGAUUCCAGCUCUGCGAACUGCGAUGGUGAAACAACACCAAACCAGGUCGAUAAGCAGCUGUCAGACAACACCACAACAAAUGAAGGUAGGACUAUGAAAGAACCUGAAGGAACGUCUUCUUCACGGUAUAGCCUUCGUCCGAGACAACGAGUGACCUACAGCGAACAUCACGUGGGAAGAGUUAAGAAUGUUCCACUAAUGCUUUAUACACUGUUGGCAAUGUUCGUUUUAUCUUCGAGCUCGCUGGCAUUACCAGCUCAGUUUGACCACUCAAGUAAGCAGCAAAUUCGCUGCAUCACAGGAGGAGUUGAAUUGGUCUCACCCACAAAGGUUACCAUACCAAAUAUGCGCCGAAGACUUCUGUAA